AUGUAUGACCUCCAAAAAGUCAUUAUCAUUGGAGGAGGACCAACCGGACUCGCAGCUGCGAUCCGUCUGGCUCAACAGAACAAGCUGAGCCCGGUUAUCUACGAGCUACGCGACCCAGAAACUGCAGGUAUUGGGGGAUCUCUAGGCAUUCCUGCAAAUGGUCUGCGAGUUCUACACCGACUCGGUCUCUGGGACACGAUUAUCCCGCGCAGUGUCGAAAUCACCAAAACUGUCCUACACUCCACAUCUGGCAGUGUGCUGAGCGAAGUCGAUGUCUCUACGGAAGCUAAACGAAAGACAGGCUUCGGCUAUCUCCGGAUCAAUCGGGUGGAUCUGGUCGAGUUACUGCGGGAGGCCACGCAGAAAUACCAGAUCCCUAUCCACUACAACAAACAGGUCACCUGCAUCGACGACCAUGGGGACUCCGUCACGGUGACCUUUUCCGACGGCACUAGUGACACGGCCCCCCUUCUCCUUGGUUGUGAUGGAAUACACUCGUCUGUGCGCAGGCUACACGUCGAUCCCGAGAUUACGCCCGUCUAUUCUGGCAUUGCAGCGAUAUCAUCGAUUGUGGACGACCUAGUAGACCGAGAACCCGAGGAUGCGACCUGCCUGCAUUCAACAAUUACACCCCACGGUAUGCUGGCCACUGCGCCGUGUGCCGCCAAGCAAAUCUUCUGGUUCUUUAGCAAGGAGGUGCCUCUGCCCGCAGGGACAUCCUCGGCCGACGUCCGUGACGGCUGGUCACUUCACCGACAGAAAGAGCUGGCGGAUUGUCGUAAUUCACUCGCGACUGUACUGGGCAGCGUGCAUGGAAGGUGGGGGCAAUAUCUGCGGCAGCUAGUGGACGCUAGUAGGGAUUUGCAUUUCUACCCGCAUUAUCGCCUGCCACUCGGUGGGCGGUGGUUUCUGCCCUCAGCUACACCACAAGGAUUCCCUCGGGUGUUGCUGAUGGGAGAUGCCGCCCAUGCCGUGCAACCUCACGCUGGACAGGGUGUCUCCCUCGCGUUUGAGGAUGUGCUACUGCUUUCUGGACUGUUGGAAAAGUAUCAAGCUGGGGACUAUGCGGACCUAGGUCAGGUUUUUAGCCGAUUUGAUGAGAUCCGCCGCCCGCGCAUCCAACGCAUCAAUGAGGUUGCAUUACACAAUGGCAGGAUGCGCCGUAACCAGUCCCCGUGGGCGGUGUGGUGCAAAGAGUGGUAUAUGUGGAUUAUGUUGCACGUCAAUCGAUUCUGGGGCAUGUCUAUGUCUGGGGUGUUGAAUGGGGAUGUUCUGUAUGACGUGGAGACUGAACUGAAAUAG
This is a messenger RNA of Penicillium vulpinum, 1302 nucleotides long. RefSeq names its product FAD-dependent oxidoreductase. Bases 1 to 1302 code for a protein of 433 amino acids. Lineage: Eukaryota; Fungi; Ascomycota; Eurotiomycetes; Eurotiales; Aspergillaceae. The transcript is spliced from 2 exons. Gene Ontology annotation, molecular function: FAD binding; monooxygenase activity. The record is from RefSeq and is a predicted model, not a curated record.